Molecule: messenger RNA, 1544 nt
Organism: Amphimedon queenslandica
Lineage: Eukaryota; Metazoa; Porifera; Demospongiae; Haplosclerida; Niphatidae
Product: cysteine desulfurase, mitochondrial-like
Exons: 16
Coding region: 31-1401 (456 amino acids)
Biological process (GO): [2Fe-2S] cluster assembly
Cellular component (GO): cytosol; mitochondrion; nucleus
Molecular function (GO): pyridoxal phosphate binding; cysteine desulfurase activity
Source: RefSeq, a predicted model, not a curated record
CACGUGACCUUUAUAUAACAUUACAACAAUAUGGCCGCAACUGCAAGACACGAGAUGAAGAGAUUUGCUUUCUCUUUGAGUCGAAAUGGACUCCUUUGGAGACGAGCCCUCCAUCACCAAACAGCUAAUAGCCAGCAGACUCAAGUCACUGAAGAUAAAUCAACGCAAACUGAGAAGAAAACAGAUGUUGAGCCAAGGCCCUUGUAUCUAGAUGCUCAAGCAACCAACCCCAUGGACCCUCGCGUGUUAGAUGCCAUGUUACCAUAUUUGGUAUCAUAUUACGGUAACCCUCACUCACGUACUCAUGCCUACGGUUGGGAGAGUGAAGAAGCUGUCGAGAAAGCUAGAAAACAAGUUGCUGAUUUGAUUGGUUCUGAUCCUCGGGAGGUUGUUUUUACAAGUGGAGCAACUGAGUCUAAUAAUAUGGCCAUUAAAGGUGUGGCUAAUUUCUAUCGUUCUAAGAAGAAUCACAUCAUUACAACACAGACGGAGCACAAGUGUGUUCUUGAUUCUUGUCGGUUUCUUGAAAACGAAGGUUUUGAGGUCACCUAUCUCCCCGUCAAAUCAAACGGAAUCAUUGAUCUACAAGAGUUUAAAGACGCCAUUAGGCCCAGUACAUCCCUGGCAUCAAUAAUGACAGUGAAUAAUGAGAUUGGAGUGAAGCAACCAAUUGCCGAGAUAGGUGAAAUAUGUCGAGAAAACAAAGUAUUCUUUCACACUGAUGCCGCUCAGGCGAUUGGUAAAAUACCCGUUAAUGUGAACAACAUGAAGAUUGAUCUCAUGUCUAUCAGCGGACACAAGGUGUAUGGUCCUAAAGGCGUUGGAGCUUUGUACAUCAGGCGAAGGCCAAGAGUUAGGAUUGAACCAAUGAUUAGUGGGGGCGGUCAAGAAAGAGGAAUGAGGAGUGGAACUGUGCCACACACACUGGUUGUUGGACUAGGAUCAGCCUGUGAAGUGGCACAGCAAGAAAUGGAAUAUGACAGGGAGAGAAUAAGUCGAUUAUCAGAGAGACUGAUCCAUGGGAUCACCUCACAGCUUGAUCAUGUGAUCAGGAAUGGAGACCCUGUUGAGACCUAUGACGGCUGUGUCAACCUGUCUUUUGCUUACGUUGAGGGGGAGAGUUUGUUGAUGGCCAUGAAACAAGUGGCAUUGUCAUCUGGAAGUGCAUGUACAUCUGCUUCAUUAGAGCCGUCUUAUGUGCUACGGGCUGUUGGGGCUGAUGAAGAUCUGGCCCAUUCUUCUAUCAGAUUUGGCAUUGGACGGUUUACUACUGAGGAAGAAAUUGAUUUCACAAUUUCCAAGUGUGUAAGUGAAGUUACUAAACUCCGCCAGAUGAGUCCUUUAUGGGAGAUGGUCCAAGAGGGGAUUGACCUCAAGUCGAUACAAUGGACCCAGCAUUAGGGAGACUCCACCCAUCACCACGCCCACUUGCAAAUAACUGUUCAUCUUGGUGUCUAUUGUCUUGUAAAAAUAUUUUUGUCUUUUUUGUCAAUGAUUCUUCUUUAGAUUAUGUAUCGGAAGAAAUCUCUCUUCUAUUUACUCUC